CGCCCCCCGCCCGCCGCCAUGGGCGCCGCGGCCCUGCGCGCCCUGCCCUGGGCGCUGCUGCUGCUGGGGCCGCUGCUGCCCGGGCAGGUCCUGCAGGCCAACCCCAUGCUCACCUCCGAGGGCCAGCCCGCGCCGCUGCCCGGCGGGGACGUGCCGGGCUUCACCCCCGCGCCCCCCGCCGCCCCCGAGGAGAUCCACCCGCUGAAGGAGCAGCCGGCCAACGGCUCGGGAGAGGGGCACGCCAAGCACCGCAAAGCCUUCCCGGUCAUCGGCAUCGACUACACGCACGUCCGCAUCCCCUUCGAGAUCUCCCUCUGGAUCCUCCUGGCCUGCCUCAUGAAGCUGGGCUUCCACGUGAUCCCGUCAGUGUCCAGCAUCGUUCCCGAGAGCUGCCUGCUCAUCGUGGUCGGCCUUCUGGUGGGGGGGCUCAUCAAAGGGGUGGGUGAAAAGCCCCCCAUCCUCAAGUCGGACAUCUUCUUCCUCUUCCUCCUGCCCCCCAUCAUCCUGGAUGCCGGCUACUUCCUGCCCCUGCGCCCCUUCACCGAGAACCUGGGCACCAUCCUCAUCUUCGCCGUGGUGGGCACGCUCUGGAACGCCUUUUUCCUGGGGGGGCUGAUGUACGCCGUGUGCCAGCUGGGCGGGCCCGGCCUCAACCACAUCGGCCUGCUGGCCAACCUGCUCUUCGGCAGCAUCAUCUCGGCCGUGGACCCGGUGGCCGUGCUGGCCGUCUUCGAGGAGAUCCACAUCAACGAGCUGCUGCACAUCCUGGUCUUCGGGGAGUCGCUGCUCAACGACGCCGUCACCGUGGUCCUGUACCACCUCUUUGAGGAGUUUGCCAGCUUCGAGCAGGUGACCAUCCUGGACAUCAUCCUCGGCUUCCUCAGCUUCUUCGUGGUGUCCCUGGGCGGGGUCCUGGUGGGCGUCAUUUACGGGGUGAUCGCCGCCUUCACGUCCCGCUUCACCUCGCACAUCCGCGUCAUCGAGCCCCUCUUCGUGUUCCUCUACAGCUACAUGGCCUACCUGUCUGCUGAGCUCUUCCACCUGUCCGGCAUCAUGGCGCUCAUCGCUGCUGGUGUGGUCAUGCGGCCCUAUGUGGAAGCCAACAUCUCCCACAAGUCCCACACCACCAUCAAGUAUUUCCUCAAGAUGUGGAGCAGUGUGAGCGAGACCCUCAUCUUCAUCUUCUUGGGUGUCUCCACCGUGGCUGGUCACCACUACUGGAACUGGACCUUCGUCAUCAGCACGCUGUUCUUCUGCCUCAUCGCCAGAGUGCUGGGUGUCCUUGUCCUCACCUGGUUCAUCAACAAGUUCCGGAUCGUGAAGCUGACGCCGAAGGACCAGUUCAUCAUCGCCUACGGGGGCCUGCGGGGAGCCAUCGCCUUCUCCCUGGGCUACCUGCUGGACUACAAGCACUUCGGCAUGAGGGACAUGUUCCUCACUGCCAUCAUCACUGUCAUCUUCUUCACCGUCUUCGUGCAGGGCAUGACCAUCCGGCCCCUGGUGGAUCUGCUGGCUGUGAAGAAGAAGCAGGAGACGAAGCGCUCCAUCAACGAGGAGAUCCACACGCAGUUCUUGGAUCACCUUCUGACAGGGAUCGAGGAUAUCUGUGGUCACUACGGGCAUCACCACUGGAAGGACAAGCUGAACCGCUUCAACAAGAAGUAUGUGAAGAAGUGCCUGAUCGCAGGGGAGCGCUCCAAGGAGCCCCAGCUCAUCGCCUUCUACCACAAGAUGGAGAUGAAGCAGGCCAUCGAGCUGGUGGAGAGCGGCGGCAUCGGCAAGAUCCCCUCUGCCGUCUCCACCGUCUCCAUCCAGAACAUCAACCCCCAGACCCUCCCUUUGGAGCGCGUCCUUCCAGCCCUGUCCAAGGACAAGGAGGAGGAGAUCCGGAAAAUCCUCCGCACGAACCUGCAGAAAACCAGGCAGAGGCUGCGAUCCUACAACCGGCACACGCUGGUGGCUGACCCCUACGAGGAGGCCUGGAACCAGAUGCUCCUGAGGAGGCAGAAGGCCCGGCAGCUGGAACAGAAGAUGAACAACUACCUGACGGUGCCGGCGCACAGGGUGGACUCGCCCACCAUGUCCCGGGCUCGCAUCGGCUCAGACCCGCUGGCCUACGAGCCCAAGGAGGACUCGGAGAACCUGCCCAUCAUCACCAUCGACCCGGCCUCGCCGCAGUCCCCCGAGUCCGUGGACCUGAUGAGCGAGGAGCCCAAGGGCUGCAGUGGCCUCCCGCCCUCGCCCGAGGAGGACGAGGAGGGGCUGGUGAUGCGGGUGAAGGAGCCUUCCUCCCCGGGGACUGACGACGUCUUCACCCCGGGCACCGGCGACAGCCCCAGCAACCAGCGGAUGCUGCGGUGCCUGAGCGACCCCGGCCCGCGGCCCGAGCCCGAGGAGGGGGAGCCCUUCAUCCCCAAGGGGGAGUAGCUGCUGGCACGAAGCCUCCAAACCGUU
This is a messenger RNA of Pyrgilauda ruficollis (rufous-necked snowfinch), 2454 nucleotides long. It is a transcript of the gene SLC9A1, whose product is annotated as solute carrier family 9 member A1. Gene Ontology annotation, biological process: sodium ion transport; regulation of pH; proton transmembrane transport. Gene Ontology annotation, cellular component: membrane. The transcript is spliced from 12 exons. NCBI's taxonomy places the organism in Eukaryota, Metazoa, Chordata, Aves, Passeriformes, Passeridae. The record is from RefSeq and is a predicted model, not a curated record. Gene Ontology annotation, molecular function: sodium:proton antiporter activity. The coding region runs from base 19 to 2427 and encodes 802 amino acids.